UAGUAAGCAGCCGUCAUUCAUUACUGCUGGUAUGUCGAUCCACCGGGGGCCGGCCGGCUCAAGCCCCCUCGGUCACCGGAUCGGCGGCACCUGCUCGGCCCCGGGUGCUAUUUUCACCCUCAGGAUAAAGUGAUGUGCAGCCGCCGCCCGCACGACCCCAGCAGCUCCAGUCCGACCAGAGCAGCGCCAGGAUGAAGUCCACCGGCAGCGAGCCCAGUGCGCAGCCCGACGGCUUCACCUCCGACCUGGACGACCUGGACAGCAGCAGUGACAGCUCCGACGGGAAGUCCACCGGCGGCUGCAGCCCGCGCAGGGAGCCGGGUGAGGCUGAGGGGAACGCGGGAGCGGCCGGUGGAGGUUCACCGAGGUGGAGGAGGAGGCGGAGGCGCAGCAGUGGAGGUGGAACAGGCGACGGGGAAACGGGUCUGCCCGGAGCGAGCAAGCAAAGGCAGGCGGCCAACGCGCGGGAGCGGGACAGGACGCACAGCGUGAACACGGCCUUCUCCGCGCUGCGCACGCUCAUCCCCACCGAGCCCUCCGACAGGAAGCUCUCUAAGAUCGAGACGCUGCGCCUGGCCUCCAGCUACAUCUCCCACAUGGCUAACGUGCUGCUGCUGGGGGAGGACUGUUUCGACGGACAGCCCUGCCUCCGCUACCAGAGCAUCCUGCACGGCACCGCCGCGCUCAGUGCGUCCUCCCUGCGCCCUAUCUGCACUUUCUGCCUCAGCAACCAGAGGAAACUGCUCAGAGAUGGAGGGAAGCACUCAGCGGCUGUGUGAAGCGAAGCGGCUCCGGACAGACGAGGAGCAGCUCAUCGUGAUGUUUGUUUACAUGUAGUCACGUGGCGUAGAAACGCACCUGUAGGAAUCUGUACAUAUAUAAAUAAUAUGUUUAUUUUUGGAUAAGACUAGAAAACCAUAGACACCACUAAUACUGAAAAAAGCACUUUCUGCUCACGUUGGUGUGCUUCUGGAACCUUUAUGUUUUGGUUGAGCUGUAACUUGAACCAGUGUGUAAAGCUGCACCUGAUGGAGAGUGGGGGAGGGAGGAGAGGGUAUUUUGGCCCCAAAAUAGGACCGACCCCCCCCCCACACUCUCCAUGUCCGACUCCUAAAAAAAAACUACCUUGUCGCCUACAGUCACAUGAAGGACAUUAAAAACCUGUUACUGCAGCGGUCGCUGUCAGUUGUGUUGACGCUGCCUUCAAGUACUGUCCGAAAUAUCACAAUUACGCAGGGGGGGCUCUUAAAGAAGCACCAACUCAUCUAUCGCCACUAGUGGUGAAGAGUUGGAACGUCAGGCUCUCCCUGCACGAUAACAUGUAACAUAUGAACCUCUUAGCAAUCAGAAAAGUGCUACCUCUGCUGAUGUGUCUACCGCCCGCUCAGGCCGUAACUACGACGCAGAGAUUCUUACUACACACCAAAAUAAAAAGAGGUGUCUCCAUCAGGAGGUUUUUUUCAUGUGUAGGAAUAAGACGGAUCACUUUUCCUUUUUACCUGCAGAGGGCAAACAAAACUGGAAAUAUGACUGAAGAAAGGUCAGUUUAAUAAUGUGCCAAAAAGUCAAAAAAAAAGAUUGUUAGAGGAAAAGUUGAACCUCAGAAUCUGUAUAAAGAAUCAAUAGAACUUCAUCUAAAAUUUUCUUUUGGCCUGAAUUCAAGAUGAAAUAUUGAGCUAAAUAUAUUUGCAGUGUUGUAAAAUGUUUACUUUUGCAUUGUUGCACAAUUUCUGUAUCACAUUGAAAACACAAAACUGGAUGUUUUUGUGCGCACAUGAAUGUGAGAUGUCCUGGCAUGCAAAGUACAUUUGGGUGCCAUUUGCACUUUUUGGGGAAAAUACAACACAAUCCUUUUUACAAUUAACUAGAUCCUGACAGUAUACAGCAAAUGUGGAUAAAAAUAUCCCGGGGAAAUGUUGCACGCUACCUCAGACCUUUUUUUGAAUAUGAAGGCCUACCUCUAAAUCUAAUGUGUAACACAACCGUAUAAAAAUGUACUUGAAUACCUGACGAUUGUGUCCUUUGCACAUCCCAAAUACUGAUAAGCUGCUUGAAGAGAAAUGUAUUUUUGUACAAUAAACAUGAAAAUAUUUA
Messenger RNA from Platichthys flesus (European flounder), 2094 nucleotides. RefSeq names its product transcription factor 15. Bases 192 to 779 code for a protein of 195 amino acids. Gene Ontology annotation, molecular function: protein dimerization activity; RNA polymerase II transcription regulatory region sequence-specific DNA binding; DNA-binding transcription factor activity, RNA polymerase II-specific. Gene Ontology annotation, biological process: developmental process; regulation of transcription by RNA polymerase II. The transcript has 2 exons. The record is from RefSeq and is a predicted model, not a curated record. NCBI's taxonomy places the organism in Eukaryota, Metazoa, Chordata, Actinopteri, Pleuronectiformes, Pleuronectidae.